This is a messenger RNA of Colletotrichum lupini, 837 nucleotides long. RefSeq lists its product as uncharacterized. The coding region runs from base 1 to 837 and encodes 278 amino acids. NCBI's taxonomy places the organism in Eukaryota, Fungi, Ascomycota, Sordariomycetes, Glomerellales, Glomerellaceae. The transcript has 3 exons. The record is from RefSeq and is a predicted model, not a curated record.
AUGCCGUUUUGGGCCUUGGCAACCAGAGAACGGGAAUUAGAAGCCGAGACUUGUGAUUACGGUUCCGAGUUUCGUGAUAACGACUUCUUGACUUGCAUUGGCGCUGCAUUACGGCCACAUUAUCUGGGUCCCCGAGCAGGGAUCGUGUCACUUGCCUCUCCGCACAUCGCAACGCAAACAUCGGACGUGGCACUGGAAAGCAAAUGUGAGAUUCUUCGCGUUGUUGCGUCGGUUCUCCAAGCAUCAAAUGUCAUUCAGGAUUCGGAUGCCGGAUUAAACGAGAACAGCACUCCUUGGCUAACGGGGCCUUCUGCUCGAGAUGAUCUGAGGGAAAAUGGUGCUUUGGACGCAGUGCUGUCAUCUGUCACAUUGUUGGCGAAUGGACGGGGCGACAUCACUCAAGCUCCCCGGCGGACGGGCGAUUGCCGCAUCUUACAUCACCGCCGUCGCAACUCGCCCCUGACUUGCCCUGUUUGGCCAGCGCUGGAUGUUGUCCUGAGCUUUUGCCGGCUGCUGGAAGUUGCUGCCCUUCACCGCAAGCCCUUUCGGCAGUGUGAUGGAGGCUUUGGUUCUCUGACCGAGCAAUAUCGAGAACCUGGAGAUGGCAAAAAGGGGGAGACCACUGAAGCUCCAGCGGUGACCACACCGAUCCAAUCUCAUGGGAAGGAUUCAGCUCUCGAAAAACAGGGAAAAACAGAAGGAAUGAGCAAAGACUACGGGGUUGAUUACUGCAUGUACUACGUAGGGGGUUGUUGUAGGACAGACCAGGGGUACCAGAGUGGCAGAGAGUCACUGGACAAGGGGACGGACGGCAGCCGAAGCGAGGGGGAUCAUUAG